This is a messenger RNA of Diceros bicornis minor, 1767 nucleotides long. It is a transcript of the gene ASB15, whose product is annotated as ankyrin repeat and SOCS box containing 15. Gene Ontology annotation, cellular component: cytoplasm. NCBI's taxonomy places the organism in Eukaryota, Metazoa, Chordata, Mammalia, Perissodactyla, Rhinocerotidae. Bases 1 to 1767 code for a protein of 588 amino acids. Gene Ontology annotation, molecular function: protein binding. Gene Ontology annotation, biological process: intracellular signal transduction. The transcript is spliced from 9 exons. The record is from RefSeq and is a predicted model, not a curated record.
AUGGAUACUAAUGAUGACCCCAAUGAAGACCAUCUUACAAGUUAUGAUAUUCAGCUCAGUAUUCAAGAAUCCAUUGAAGCCAGCAAGACUGUAUUUUACCCUGAAAGAUUUGUACCAUUAAGUGAUCAAAACAGAAAACUUGUAGAGGCCAUAAAACAAGGUCACAUUCUUGAGCUCCAGGAGUAUGUGAAAUAUAAAUAUGCAUUGGAUGAAGCUGAUGAAAAAGGAUGGUUUCCAUUGCACGAAGCUGUUGUUCAACCCAUUCAACAAAUACUUGAAGUUGUUCUGGAUGCAUCCUAUAAGACACUCUGGGAGUUCAAGACCCCUGAUGGAGAAACGCCCUUGACUUUGGCAGUCAAAGCUGGUCUGGUGGAAAAUGUAAGAACUUUACUAGAAAAGGGAGUGUGGCCAAAUACCAUAAACGACAAAGGAGAGACGCCCCUUCUGAUUGCUGUGAAAAAGGGCUCCUAUGACAUGGUGUCUGCUCUACUUAAACACAACACCAGCCUUGACCAGCCCUGUGUCAAGCGAUGGUCGGCAAUGCACGAAGCAGCCAAGCAAGGCCGCAACGAUAUCAUAGCCCUGCUACUAAACCACGGAGGCAAUGUCCACCUGAGAGACGGAUUCGGAGUCACGCCGUUAGGUGUUGCCGCCGAGUAUGGUCACUGCGAUGUGUUGGAACACUUAAUCCACAAAGGCGGGGAUGUGUUUGCUUUGGCGGAUGAUGGGGCAUCAGUGCUGUUUGAGGCAGCAGGAGGGGGCAAUCCUGACUGCAUUUCCCUCCUGCUGGAAUACGGAGGAAGCGGAAAUGUACCUAACCGAGCAGGACAUCUUCCUAUACACCGAGCUGCCUAUGAGGGACAUUACCUUGCACUGAAAUAUCUUAUCCCAGUAACAUCCAAAAAUGCAAUCCAGAAAAGUGGGAUGACGCCAAUUCACUCAGCAGCAGAUGGACAAAAUGUACAGUGCCUAGAACUACUCAUUGAAAAUGGUUUUGAUGUCAAUACCCCGCUUGCUGACCACGUUUCUGAGAGCUACGAUGACGAGCGGAAGACAGCGCUGUAUUUUGCUGUUUCUAAUAAUGAUAUUCAUUGCACAGAAGUCCUUCUGGCUGCAGGUGCAGACCCAAACCUAGAUCCCCUCAACUGUCUGCUUGUGGCAGUGAGGGCCCAUAGUCAUGAAAUUGUCCGGCUGCUUCUCUCCCAUGGAGCUAACGUCAAUUGUUAUUUUAUGCAUGUGAAUGACACUCGCUUUCCCAGUGCCAUUCAGUAUGCCCUAAAUGACGAGAUAAUGCUGAGGCUGUUGCUGAAUAACGGCUAUCAAGUGGAGAUGUGCUUUGACUGCAUGCACGGGGACAUCUUUGGAAAUUCGUUUGUGUGGUCGGAGAUAGAGGAAGAGGUACUGCCGGGAUGGACAUCUUGUGUGAUAAAAGAUAACCCGUUCUGUGAGUUUAUUACAGUUCCUUGGAUGAAACACUUGGUAGGCAGCGUUAUUCGUAUAUUAAUAGAUUACAUGGAUUAUAUCCCUCUGUGUGCUAAACUGAAGUCUGCACUAGAAGUACAGAGAGAAUGGCCAGAAAUCCGUCAAAUACUAGAGAAUCCUUGCUCAUUAAAACAUUUGUGUCGGUUAAAAAUUCGAAGACUUAUGGGACUCGAGCGACUCUGCCAGCCAGCCUCAAUGGAGAAGCUUCCACUACCGCCGACUGUUCGAAGAUACAUAUUAUUUAAAGAGUAUGAUCUCUAUGGACAAGAACUGAAAUUGCCAUAA